Messenger RNA from [Torrubiella] hemipterigena, 3515 nucleotides. NCBI's taxonomy places the organism in Eukaryota, Fungi, Ascomycota, Sordariomycetes, Hypocreales, Clavicipitaceae. The record is from the annotation of a GenBank genome assembly.
CUGCAGAACGCUCAGCCAGGUGCGCUGCCACUGUCACGCCAGGUGCCAAAGCUGGCGGCACAUCAAGCUAAACAGCUGGCCACGAGGCUCUCGCCCAACCAGGCUGGUCUGACUCCUACUUUCUUCCCUUCAUCAUCAUCGUCGGGGUUUUCUUUGCGAGAUUCGCUUUCAUAGUUCUGAUUCAUUCAUCGGGACCCUUUUUUGCAUCCAGUUCUCAUAUCGUUUUUCGUCAUUUGGUCCCUUCGAUUCUCUCUGCCUCGUCACAGUGUCCCGUCCACCAGCUCUUGUACCCCAGUUGCGCGGCCUCCAACGGCGCCAUCCCUCCCAGUCGACGUGGUCACUCGCUCCCGACGAUUUCAUUUUGUGUUUUUGACGGAUUAUUUACGUUGGUCGGAAUUUCGAUCUCGAACUAGUCGAUUUCAUAUACCACAUAAGUUUCUCUCUGAUUUAUUCAUCAUCGACGAUGCGUCGUGUCAUCGCUAUAGCACUGUUAACAGCUGCUCGCCUGAGCCUUGCGGCACCAUGGCUAGGACUGCCUGUCAACUCUGUUGAAAUCGUCCCGACCGCAUACAUCACUCUCAAGGUCCCUGUUGAAGAUGACGGUAUCCAAGUGCUUCCCAUGCGAUUUGAUUUGCACGAGUCCAAAGAGCCUUGCGGAGUUGCAAAAUUGGUAUUCAAUGGUCUUCCCAUGUCUCAAAAUGCUACUGGUGGCGGCAGCGGCGCCUUUACUCUCCAAGAUGGCACUGUCGUCAGCGCCAGCUGGAACAUCGCCUGCCAAAAGAGCAAGACCCAGCUGCUCACCAUGUCUAUUCACUCUGCAAAUGGACGAUCCAUCUUUACCCAAAAUCAGAUGGCAGCUUCAUUUCAACAAGUAGAACCGAUUAGAUUCCUCGAAGUCACCGGUGGUUCCAGAGUGACUCUAGUCCACAAGGUCAUUUCUCACAAGCAUUCAUAUCCGUCAGACGACUAUGAUGAUGACAGCACCGCGCAAUGGGAAAGCCAACGGAACAUGCCUUUUGAUGUUGAUCUGGAUGCACAAAUUUCUGCUCUUGAAGAUCUUCGCCAGCAGGUACACAAUCUUCGCCAACUCAUCCGUCAAAAAGAGACAGACAUUAUGGAGCACCUCGUAUAUACAGACAGCACUGAAGGAGACACGCCGCCACGCCCGCUUAGGGAAUGCGAUGACUUGGGCUGUGUGUUCCGCGGACUAGCGUGGAAGAUUAAGCACGCUCAUGGAGAUGUCUGCAAUGGUUCUCCUCAAUGGAGCCGAGUUCUUGGUUGUCAGGAAGAUCCCGAAGACUAUGCCUUGGAUAGCUCUCCUGAGCAUAGCCACCCACAUCACAGCCACACUCAUGAUAGCGAUUCGCACGAACACAACCACCAUAACAGACGCAAGUCACCUAUCAGCUUCGUUCUGAAGGUCACUGGGGCUUUGUUCUUAUGGUACAUCUUCGUCCACAAGACGAUUGGCAUGUGUCUUAAGCGACGCCGCUCUAGAUCCAUCUCAUUACCAACUACUGAAGAGCUCCCUCGUAUACCUCGCCGUAGAUCUUUGUUUGGAGACUAUUUUAGAGCUUUACGUCGUGUCGAAAGCGCAUCCGAUGAAGAACGACCACGCGAGAAGCGUCAGCAAAGCCCGAUCAGACAGUGGAACGAGGUAUCGCAUCGGGAUGUGGCUGAUGAGCUCUCUGGGCUUCGCGAGGCUGCAUCUAUGGUCAGCGACAUAAUCAAUGCUACAUCAAUGCCUCAUCGGGCACGAGGCAGCUCGCCGCCUCCAGCCUACGAGAGCGAGGACGACGAGUCGUACAUGCCUUGUCUCCCACAAUACACACCUAAUCGACGAUAAGCCAUCUUUAUAGAUUGGAAUUACAACAAUUGCCUGUGGUUGGGCAUAUUUUUCAUGUAUAGUUUUGCAUCAUACAGUACUCGGAGUUUGGUUUUAUUUUAGCAAGAACGGGUAGCGUCUAGCGUUUCAUUGUCAUGCCACAUUAUAAUACAGUACUCGAAUACCUAUUUUCUGCCUUUCCCUUUUAUCCAUAAUGUUACUUUUGCUUGCCAAAUACGAAUGCCUCGAAAUUGGAGGCUAUUCGGGCUACGCCAUCCUCUAGAGUCCAGCCUUUGGCUGCGCAUACACGGCGAUACAUGACAUCCAAGGCAGCGUCCAUGGCAUCCCCCGCGCAGUCAAGGUCACUCUCUACCAGCACACGAUCGUCAGGGACGGCCCGAAUAACGUCAUCUAUACGGGCUCGGACUGACUCGGAGCCCAGAUUAACCGCGGAUGAGAAGGAGACGUACACAUCCGCCGGAUUUGUCGGACGCAUCCACUGUGACAGAACCGCUGCGCUGCCGCUGUACGAAUGUAGACACACUCUUGGAGCGUAUGGGCUUUUUGAUUGGCUAGGUUUUGACUUGGGCUUAAGGCGUGCGAGGAUCUCGUCAUCCUCAUCGUCGGAGCUGCUACUAAAGUCUUCUGCGCCUGGAGCUACAAGGCGACGCUCCCGACGGGAUGGAAUGUGCCGUUCAAAACCGAUCCAUGUUUUGGAGAUGGUAUCGAAGAGAAUACCUGGCGCUUGGACGCCAUGCACGCUAACCGGCCGGUUCAUCUCCCCAGCCAGCUGCAGUUGUGCUGUGAGAAUGGCCUGCUGGUGAGCCAUAUCGACACGGUAUGGGCUGAGCAGACGGCCCUCGCGUGUGCCGGGGGUGAUGGAAGGGUCGCGGUCCUCGAGCUUGGACGGAUCCCAUUGCUGGGGAAGGCGGAAUGGUUUAUCAAGGCCAAUUUCACCGACAAUAGCAACGGGGUGGGCGGCUAAGCGUGCGCGCGUGUCGUUUAUAAGUGUGGAGAGCGGAGAGGGGUCCGGCAGCGAGGCGAUAAAGGAGUCAUCUUCUGGGGGAGGUUGUAGGACUGCUCGGUAAUGUGCACAUUUUGCUUGAAAUAUGGCAUCCUUGUCAGUUGUAUUUGACGGAUUGUAAGUCGGUGUCGCAGCGGUUGUGUCAUCGUAUAAUUGGUGUGAGAACCACGGGUGCCAGCCAAAUGCGGGGAUCAGAUUACAAGACGAACUGGGUUGUGCUUGUUUGAGCGACGCCAGCUCGUCUAUGCUUUUGAUCCCAUGGCUUUGAGUUACGUCUGCCACAAGCUGCUGAUCUUGGGACCGAGUGGCCAUGAUAAUCAUGGCGGCGGCCUUCAUGGUAGAGAGAGCCGCCAUGGAGGCCAUGUUGUCGGUGGGAUGGCAGUGGGCAUCGUAGGUGGGAAUAUGGAAAGGAAAAGACUCAGAUGGUUUAGCAUCCGGCGAUUGACUUGAUUGGCACAUGUUCAGAGACUGUGGCGGGCAUGUGCUGAAAAUGUUGAAGAUACAGAGAGCGAAGGGAAAGGUUGACUAUGUACAGUUAGAAGGAUGCGUCAGAGAGGCGGGGCGCAAGGCUGCAAGGGCGUGGUAGCAGAAGAUGCUGGAAGAUUCUGAAGGGGAGGGCUAUAGACACGGAUUUAGCAAAGAAUGGAGUAAAUAUCGAGAUUUUAU